UGCGGGACUCGAUCCAGGGACUCCAGGAUCAUGACCUGAGCCGAAGGCAGUCGCUUAACCAACUGAGCCACCCAGGCGCCCUAAGUCAUAUAUUUUUUAAAUGAGCUAAGUGUUCAAUUAAGUUACAGAAGGACAAAAUAAAAGGAAGAGAUUACAGAAGUAGAAAACAAGGAUGCAAUAGAGGCUCAACAAAGUUUUAUGUUGACUGAAAAGAUGAACAAAGUAGACAAAAAUUUCUGUCAAUUUUAUCAUGGAGAAAAAAUAUACAAAUAACCCAUACCAGGAGUGAAAAGGGGUAUGUCAGUGUAGAUACUACAGAUAUUAAACAUGAAUAUUAAGAACAACAUCCCAAUAUGUUUGAAAAUUUAAGGAAAGGGGCAAAAUUCCUAGAAAAUGUUAUAUUUUGAUUAAAAAGAAAUCAGAAGCCUGAGCAGUACUAUUACUAUUCAAGGAGAGCCGUAGUUAAAAAUCUUCUCACAAAUAAAACUCUAGGUGUAGAGUACUUUAACAAACUUUAAAGAAUGUGUUAUUCUAAUCUUAUAUGUAUUCUUCUGGAGAAUAGAACUACUAUGUUUCAUACAUCAAAAACCAAUAUAACCUUGAUAGCAAAACCAGAUUGGGACAGUUAAUACAAGAAAGGAAGAUUAUAGGUCCAUUUUGUCAUGAGUAGAUAUGCAAAAGCAAACAAUGUAACACCAUAACCAAGUGGCAUUUAUCCCAGGAAUGCAAAAAUGGUAUAAUAGAGGGGCAUCUUGCUGGCCCAUUCAGUAGAGCAUGCGAUUCUUGCUUGACCUCAGGGUCAUGAGUUUGAGCCCCACAGUGGGUGUAGAGAUUAUUUAAAAAUUUUUUUAAAUGGUAUAUUAGAAAAUGUAUAAAUCUAAUUCACAUUUACAGAAUAAAAGUGAAAAACCAUCUGAUCAAUAGAUGCAGAAAAAAUUUAGUAAUCUUUUCAGCUUGAUGAAGGGUAUCUUUAAAAAUCUUACAGUAAACACCAUCCUAAGGUGGGAAAUGUUAGAAGCAUUUUCUUUAAAAUCAACAAUGGAACAAAGAUGAUUACUGUACUCGUGUUCAAAAUUGUACUGUAAAUGUUAGUGCAGCAAGAUAAGGAAAAUAAAGAUACAGUGACUGGGAAGGAAAAAAACUCAUGGUAUGAUUGUCUACAUAGAAAAUAAAGUAUUCCAUCAAAUUAUUAGACAUAAUUGGAGAGUUUAGUAAGGUGGCUAAAUAUAGGAUCAAUAUAUAUUUGUGAAUUGUACUUUUUGUAUACAGCCACCGUUAGAAAAUAAGAUUUUUAAAAAGACACCAAACAAUUGCAAAAAGAAUUCUGAAGUACGUAGUAAUCUAACCAAAGAUGUGCCAGAUCUGGGGAGAGAAAUUUAUAAAACUUUACUAAAAAAACAUUGAAGAGGACUAGAGUGAUCUAUGUUCAUGAGUAGAAGGACAAUAGUUUUUUAAAAAAUGAAAGUGUAGAUUUAGUGCAUCUCCAAACUGAAUCCCAAAAUUUCUGCUAGAAUUGACAAACUGAUCAAAAUUUAUGUGGCAAAGUUAGGGAUGAAGAAUGACCAAGGCACUUCUGAAGAACAAGAAAGGAGGAAGGGUUCAUCCUACCAGAAGGGCUUUUUAUGAAGCUGAAGUAUUUAAGAAAGUGUGACACAAUGCAGAAAUAGAGAAAAUGGCCAAUGGAUAGAAUAGAGAGCUCCAAAGUAGACCCACACAUAUUUAUAAAUUUCAUGGUGUCAGAGAAGACAUGGUAGGUCAAUGACAGGACUAAUCAUUAAAUGGAGCUGACAAAGGAAUAUAUGAAACGAUCUUUUCCUUACACUAUACACAAAAAACAACUCUGUUUAAAUGUCCUGAAACUGUAGAACUUCUGAUGUAGAAAAUAUAGUUGAAAUUAUAGGUGAAAUAUAUUUUGAAAAUACAGGUGGAUACCUUCCUAAUCUGCUUCUAAGAACUUCUUAAACUGAAAUUGAAAGAAACCAUAAAAGGUGACCAUGAGAGAAGUAAGUUGUGCUAUGUUAUAAAUUGUUCAUUUAGAACUUCUGCCCGUCAAAAGGAGUGUUAAAGCCAAACUACAAGCUAUGAGAAGAUAUUUGCAAAACUCAACCAAAGAUAGAUUAGUAUCCAUAUAUACAGAAAUUCUACAAAUAAAAAGAACAAUGGGAAAUGGCUGGAACAGGUCUCUACAGAGUUGGAAGUGCAUGUGGACUAAUAAACUAUUAAAUGGUCUUCAAUUAUUAACAGGGAAAGCAAAGACCACAGUGACAGGGUUAAAUUCAACUGGCAAAAAUUAAGCCCAAUGAAGUCAAAUGUUGCAGAGAAUUUUAAUAAGAUUACUCAUAAAUUGCUGGUGGAAGUGUCAAUUGGUAUAUCUAUGUGAAAAAACAUUCAUUUGAAAAGUUGAACAUUCCCCACAGCCUACCAGCUCAGCUUGUAGGUAUAUACUCAGAGAAAUACUUGCACAAAGUGCCCCAGAAUGCAUCUAUAAGAAUGUUUUGGAAAAAAUCCAAAUGUCCAACAGGAGGGUAAAGUGUUGUGUGCUCACAUUAGGGACUAUCACGUGGUGGGCAAAAUGAGUGAACAUCAGCUACAUGGAGCACAGCACCUUAAUAUAACAUAGAUAGGAAAAGCAAAAUGCUCAGAAGACUAUGACAGAACUUUUCUCGUAAAGUUCAAAAACUAAAACUGAACAAUUGUUUAAGCAUAUAUGUGUGUAUAUGUAUAUAGAACAAAACUAUUUUUUUAAAAAUCCAAAUAGUGAUAAACCCAAAGUUCAGGAUAGGUUACCUCUGGUAUGGAGGAGGAAAAGGGAGAGAAGUGGGAGGAACAAAUCAAAGAGUAAGUCAUUGUUGAUGUUCUAGUACCUGGAUUAGAUGAUGGGUUCACUUGUUAUGAAAAGUACAUAAAUGAAUGAGGACAAUUAUGCACAAACCAUUGGUGGUGUGUUAUGAACCAAGGAUUAUGAUUAGUCCAGUGCUCCUGCAUUCAAAAACAAAAAGUAAAACAAGACCUGCUGAUGACUUGGAUUUGGGAGAGAGGAAAGGAGAGAAGUUGGGUCUGAAUCCUAAGCUUUUGGCUUGAGCUAUUACUGCAUUUAUUGAGAUGGGGAAAUCUGGGAUAGGUUCAAAUUAUGUAUGCAUGGAAUAAGACAAGAACUCAGUGUUUGACAUGUUAAGUUUGAGAUGCCCAUUAAGUGUCAAAAUGGAGAUACUAAGUAGGUAUUGAUAUACAAGUUCAAAUUCAAUGAUAAGGUCAGGCUAGGUGAUACAUUUGGGAGUAGUUUAGCUGUGGGAUCAGAUAGGAGUUUAGGGAUACUUUAGAGAUGGAGAAGUAUGGCACUGGGCCCUGCGUUACCAUGACAGUGAGAGAAAAAGCCUGCAAAGAAGACUGACUACAGAGGAGCUAGCAGAAAUGGCAAGGCAAAGGAGAUGGAAUAAUUAGUGUGCUGAUUAAUCUCGGCUCAGGAGAGUAUUUCUAGACAGAAUUUAAUUGCCUAGACUACCAAUUCUAAAAAAGAAAAGACUUUUUGAUGAAUUUCUAUAAAUAAGUUCAGAGCUGAGGAGAGAGCCUGGCCUAAUGGAGAGAAGUUGGAUUAGGAGUUGCUCAGGAGAACUGCAUUCUCCUGGGGUGGUUCCCAAAACUGAUCAGUUAGGCAGGUCACCACUCCUCUCCGGCCUCCUCAAUGAAGGCCAAAUCAAGUGUUCUCUGUCGUCUGUCUCAGCUCUAGAACAAUCCACAACCUUUGACUCGGAAUUUACACUGGAAGAACAAAGGUUUGGUUUCUGAACAUUGGGGCUCAGCCCUUCAGUGGCAGCCCACCUACCCACUUAGCACCAAGACCAUGUGAAUUCUGUGUGUUUGUGUUUUGUGCAGCCAGAGUCCUACAUGGGUCUGCUUUUAUUCAGAGACUUGUUUUUAAAGGUUUUCUUUGUUGUGUUUUUCCCUCAGUAAUUUUGACACAAUGUGUAAGACAAAGAGGUCAAAGAAGAAUUUAUAUUUGUGUCUAACUUUUGUGCUAGAAAAAUAGUUCCAUUUUUUUUCAUGGAAUGCAGUACAGUUACCAUCUCAUCAGGCAACUAAGUUUCUUUGAUAUAGACACAAAUAAGGGCCCAGCAGUGUCUGUUAAUUUUUGUACAGAACUUCUAGACAGAAUUCCUCAUCAUUCACACAUAUUGGGUCUGCUGUAGGUGCUGGAGAUACAGCAGUGAGCAAGACAGGUGAGGUCACUUCUCGUGGAGCUCUCAGUUCUGUGAGAAAUGGACAAAAGGACUAACAUUAAAAGAAGAUAGGCUUCGCUCCAAUAAAAAGAAAAUGAAGAUUUUUCAAGAGCAUUCAUAGGCUUCAAGUCGAGAGGACAGCACUUACUUCCUGAGCUCUGAGAAACCGUGUUCUGGGAGGAAGUAUUACUAGGACCCCAGCACCAUGGAUAUGUUAGGGGAAAAUGAGGCCCUGCAGCAGUUCUUCGAAGCUCAGGGGCCCAGUGACACUCUGGAGAACCCGGUGCUGGAUACAAGUCUGCUGGAGGAAUUCUUGGGCAAUGAUUUCGAUCUGGGGGCCUUGCAGCAGCAGCUCCCAGAUACUCCACCCUACUCAGCGUCAGACUCCUGUUCUCCUCCACAGACCAAAGGUGCAUGCUGCCCGGCCGUGAGACCCGCAGCCGGGAGGACUCCUGCUACUUUUCUCCACUCGGCAGCUGCUCCUGGGACGCUCCCUGCACACCUGCCACAGAGCUCGUGUGAAAUGAGGGACUCUGCCCACAGCCACGGCAGCUUUCGCAACUGCUACCCAGACACCAGGCAUCUUACGACCCCCCCGGACCGAUGCGUGUCCUCCCAUCUGGGGAUAAGCCGUCCUUACCAUCAGCAGCCUCUGUGCCACAGCCCUGGAGCCUCAUUGCCACCAACCAAGAAGAGAAAGUGCACACAGACGCUGGAGGACUCCGUGGACUGUCACAUGUGGGCCCAUCACUCCAGACCAAUGACAAGUAGGAGUUUCAGCAGCGAAGUGCAAGACUACGACAGUGAGGGACAGAACAUGACGCCUGUCGACCAGUGUUCUCCUUCUCUGAAGUGGCAGCCAUACCAAAGCGUGCCUUGGCACAGUUUAUUCACUGGUCAUUAUGAGAAACUACCUGAUAUAGGCUAUCGAGUUAUCAUAGACAAAGGAUUUAAUUUUUCACCAGCAGAUGAAGCUUUUGUUUGCCAAAAGAAGAACCAUUUUCAGAUAACCAUCCAUAUCCAAGUUCGGGGAAAUCCAAAAUUUGUCAAAACCCAAAUGGGCCUAAAGCCAAUAGAAAUGUUUUACUUGAAAGCUUUUGGGGUUAAGGUAGAAGCCACCAAUCAAAUAAUUGCUAUUGAGCAAUCCCAAGCAGAUAGAAGCAAAAAGAUUUUCAAUCCUGUUAAAGUCGACUUGCUGGCCGACCAGGUCACCAAAGUGACCCUGGGUCGGUUGCACUUCACUGAGACAACAGCGAAUAACAUGAGGAAGAAGGGAAAACCAAAUCCUGACCAGAGAUACUUCAUGUUGGUGGUUGGAUUGUAUGCUGCUCACCAAGACCAGUUCUAUCUAUUGUCUGCCCAUAUCUCUGAACGGAUCAUUGUAAGGGCCUCUAACCCUGGGCAGUUUGAAAAUGACAGUGAUGCAUUAUGGCAGCGAGGGCAAGUUCCAGAAUCCGUUGUUUGUCAUAGUCGAGUGGGAAUAAAUACAGAUGCCCCGGAUGAAGCCCUGGUCGUCUGUGGCAACAUGAAAGUGAUGGGGACCAUUAUGCAUCCCUCUGACAGCCGGGCAAAGCAGAACAUCCAGGAGGUUGACACAAAUGAACAGCUAAGACGAAUAGCCCAAAUGAGGAUCGUUGAGUAUGACUACAAACCUGAAUUCGCGUCUUCAAUGGGAAUAAACACUUCCCAUCAAACAGGGAUGAUCGCCCAGGAGGUACGAGAGAUCCUGCCUCGAGCUGUCAGAGAGGUUGGUGAUGUCACCUGUGAAAAUGGAGAGACGCUGCCCAACUUCCUCAUGGUCGAUAAGGACCAGAUCUUUAUGGAAAAUGUGGGUGCAGUGAAGCAGCUCUGCAAACUAACCAACAACCUUGAAGAAAGGAUAGAAGAGUUAGAAAUAUGGAACAGAAAGCUGGCCAGGCUGAAGCGGCUCAGUAUUUGCAAGUCCUCAGCCAGCGAAGCAAGCUCCAUCAGCAAAUUUAGCAGAGCUGUUAGUGCAUCUUCUCCAAGAAGGGCCCUUCCCCCAAAAAACAACAAGGUUUAUUUUUCAGGAAAAAAACAGUUGUGUCCUAACUGGGUUUUCCAGACCUUGGUUAUAACUCUCAUUGCUGUGAUGGCAUUUUGUGCCUUGACGAUAGUCUCCCUGUACAUACUUAGCUUAAAAGAUCAAAAUCAACGUGCCCCAAGUCUCCCUCCGAGCAAUAUCACAAGCCCUCAGGAGCCCGCCCUGCCGCCCACAGCCUCUCCCACAGCACCCAAUACGUCCCUGGUGACCACACAGUCCUCCUUCCAAGUACCAGAAAUCACUUUCUGUGAGAUCCUGCCCUGUCAGGAGACUUACUGCUGCCCCAUCCAGGGAAAGAGAAGAGUCCCCUCCAGUCCUGCGCGAAGGUGGUCUCAGGAGGAGGAAACCCAUCAGAGGCUGUGGGCAGAAGACAGAAGCUUGUUAUUCCUGGCAAGAGAUGCGCUAACCAGCCCUGACUGGGGGAGUGACUGGAUUGAUACAACCAUUAGUUCUAUUCAGAUCAUGGAAAUCCAGCAAGUAAUAGAUCAUCGGUAUUGUGGCGGAGGCCUCCAGUGCAGCGCUGGAAAUUACAAUUACAAUAUUCCUGUUAAUAAGCACACACCUACCAAUGUCAAAUUCUCUCUGGAAAUCAACACAACAGAGCCAUUGAUAGUCUUCCAGUGCAAAUUCACCCUUGGAAAUAUAUGUUUCCAUGGCAAAAGGGGAGCCAAAGGGAUACAAAGCCGCCAAGAAGCCUCCCAAGAGAUGACACAGGGCUAUCAGCACAUUCGGAGCCUCCCUGUGGCCCCAUUCUUUGACAGCAUGUACCAUUUCCGUGUCGCUGCGCCGGAUUUAGCGGACUGUUCAACGGAUCCUUAUUUUGCGGGGAUAUUCUUUACAGAUUACUUCUUUUACUUCUAUCGGCACUGUGUCUAAUUUAUUCGAGUUUGGUGGAGGACUUUGCCAAAGAAACAUACUCAGAAAUACGGUCAACAGAAACAUAGCCUCUUGCAAUUUCUUUCUUCUCUUUGAAAAACAUUCACAUUUAUUGCCAUAGGACUUUUUCAAGGCUUUGGCUUCCAACAGUUUUGAGCCAUUAAUGAGGAGAAUAAAGUGUUGGCUGCAACUUGAGAUAAUGUGGUCUUUGAUUUUACCGGGACUAUGAAGAAAACAUUUCUUGAGGGAGACAGCACGGUUGGGCUUGAAAAUACUGCUUCUGGUAUUAAGGAAUCUU
Mirounga angustirostris (Northern elephant seal) is the source of this 7453-nucleotide messenger RNA. It is a transcript of the gene MYRFL, whose product is annotated as myelin regulatory factor like. Gene Ontology annotation, molecular function: DNA-binding transcription factor activity; sequence-specific DNA binding. The coding region runs from base 4423 to 7155 and encodes 910 amino acids. NCBI's taxonomy places the organism in Eukaryota, Metazoa, Chordata, Mammalia, Carnivora, Phocidae. Gene Ontology annotation, biological process: positive regulation of DNA-templated transcription; protein autoprocessing. The record is from RefSeq and is a predicted model, not a curated record. The transcript has 26 exons. Gene Ontology annotation, cellular component: endoplasmic reticulum membrane; nucleus.